AUGGAGUCUGUAAGGAAUGCUUUCCACGCUCAGCUGGCCACCGUCAUGGACUCGCUGCUGGCAGCAGCCGUCUGCGAGAUCGCAAAGAUAUUCGAGAGCAGCCUGUGCGAGCAGCAGGCGGAGCUGGCGCAGAAAACAGAGGAGAUCUCCAUCCUCAAGAGCAAGCUGGAGAAAGUUGAGAGGAGACCCAAAGCCAAGGCCCGAGGAGGCGAGGAAGGAGAGAUGUCAUCGGGAGACAGAGAAGGCAGCAUCAGGCCACAGACCCAACCAGCAUCAGGAGCAUCCGCAGACUCAGUGGAAGGACUCACCCAGAGCCUCAGCAAGCUGAAAGAGGAGGUUAUGAGUCAGGACGGAGCUUCUAUCAAACAUGAGCACCAGUCUACGCUGGAGUCGGUCUCUGACCAAGAGGGAAGCUUCUCAGCUGGGGACCAGAGGCCGAUUGAUAGCAUGUCUGUUACACAAGCAAAACCCAAAAUAUCUACCUGGGAUCAGAGCAGCCGCAGUGCAGACUCCCAGGACCAAGCCUCUUCCCCUUUUCUAUCCAUCUCCCAAAGUGGACGGUGCUCUCCCAGACCAGAUCCCAGCCUUAUUCAGCCGGGAGAGUGGCUCCCGGGCCUGGACACCGCCCGCGCUGGGAUGUCGGGUUUGGAGAACCUGCAGGCGGACGGCAGCGGCUGCUCGGCUCCUUCUGGCAGCGGCGCUGAGGCAGAGCCGCCCUGCUUCCGACCCGGUUUCGGAUCGGACGAGACCAGCAACGAAGGCGACGACACCUCUUUCCCUUUCUUGGACCAGGAGCCCGAGAAUCAGAACUCCAACCAGAACUCUGUGCCGGCUCUGAGCGUGGGUCAGAGGGGGGGUCAGCAGGGUCCUCCUCAGGACCCUCCCGGUGACUUGCCAUGGCGGAGCAGAGGCCUGAGAGGCCCCAGCAGUCACACACAGCGGGUGGCCAACAGAAACCCUCUGAGGCCGCAGCCAAACUCGCAUCUGCUCACCCCGCGGCACACCAACAGUCUGGGCCCCCCUUCGGCGCAGGGCGGGGGGGGUGGGCGGCCCUACACCUGUCCGUACUGCACAAAGAGCUUCACCUACCCCUCCCACCAGCGCAGGCACCUCUUACGCCACACAGGCGUCAGACUGCACCCCUGCCAGUUCUGCGACAAAAGCUUCCUCACCCCGUCCGAGCUCACCGUGCACACGCGCACGCACACGGGGGAGCGGCCCUUCGGCUGCGCGCAGUGCGGCAAGCGCUUCGCCCGCAGCGGCAACCUGAGAGCCCACCAGCGGGACGUUCACAUGGGCAAGAGGCCCUACGCUUGCUCUGAGUGUGGAAAGAGAUUCGCCCACAGGGGGAACCUGAGGGUGCACAAUCACAGAGUCCAUCAGGGGGAUCCGUACUUCAUGGAUAACCAGCCUGAGCCCGAUAUGAACCACAAUCCCAUUUAA
Menidia menidia (Atlantic silverside) is the source of this 1443-nucleotide messenger RNA. Lineage: Eukaryota; Metazoa; Chordata; Actinopteri; Atheriniformes; Atherinopsidae. The record is from the annotation of a GenBank genome assembly.